AUGCCGCAUGCCAUGACCGAGGCCAGCGCCCACGAUGCCGUCGUCAAGAACGAGCCCGUCGAUGACCAGGCCGCCAUCCCGAGCCAGGUCGACGCCGACUCGGUGAAGAAGGAGGUUCAGCUGGAUGAGCUGUUUGCCGACGAUGACUCGGAUGGCGAGUUUCCCAGUUCGGCGCCUGUCAAAGAGCCGACGUCGAGUUCGCCGCCGAGGCCACAAUCGCCCGUCGACAUGACGGCCGUCAAGGCCUCGGACCCCGAAGUCAUGCGCAGCUUCUACCAGCGCCUCUUCCCCUGGCGACACCUCUUCCAGUGGCUCAAUCACAGCCCGACGCCGACCAACGACUUUGCCAACCGAGAGUUCGCCUUCACCCUCCAGAACGAUGCCUACCUGCGAUACCAAUCCUUCGCCACCGCCGACCUCCUCCGCAAGGACGUCCUCCGCCUCAUGCCCUCGCGCUUCGAGAUCGGCCCCGUCUACACCACCAACCCCCGCGACCGCAAAACCCUCCGCGGCUCGUCCGCCUUCAAGCCCCUCGCCAAGGAGCUCUGCUUCGACAUCGACUUGACAGACUACGACGACAUCCGCACCUGCUGCGACAAGGCCAACAUCUGCCGCAAGUGCUGGACCUUCAUGACCAUGGCCAUCAAGGUCGUCGACGUCGCCCUGCGCCAAGACUUUGGUUUCAAGCACAUCAUCUGGGUCUACUCGGGCCGGAGAGGAGCCCACGCCUGGGUGUGCGACGGCAAGGUUCGCGGCAUGGAUGACCAGAAGAGGAGGGCGAUCGCGGGCUACCUCGAGGUCAUCAAGGGCGGUGCCCAGAGCGGCAAGAAGGUCAACGUGUGGCGGCCGCUUCACCCCCAUAUCCACCGAAGCCUGGACAUUCUCCGGAGCCACUUCCAAGACGACGUCCUCGCGACGCAGAACCCCUGGGCCUCGGACGAGCAGGCCGAGAGGCUGCUCCAGCUCCUCCCGGACAAGACGCUCAACGAUUCCCUCCGCCGCAAGUGGAGCUCGUCGCCGGGCCGGCCUUCGACCUCGAAGUGGGCCGACAUCGACGCCGUCGCCAAGACGGGCGCGAGCAAGAACCUCGACGCGAAAGCGCUGCUUGAGGCCAAGCAGGAUAUCGUCCUCGAGUACACGUACCCGCGUCUCGACAUCGAAGUCAGCAAGAAGCUGAACCAUUUGCUCAAGAGUCCCUUCGUCGUCCACCCGGGCACAGGCCGCGUCUGCGUCCCCAUCGACACGAGGCAACUCGAGUCCUUUGACCCGCUCGGCGUGCCGACCGUGCAGAGCCUCCUGGCCGAGAUUGAUGCCUGGAAGGCCGAGACCGAGGCCGAGGCUGAGCCUGAGGAUGCCAAAGGCAAGCCGCUGUCGGACUGGGAGAAGACGAGCCUGAGGCCGUACGUUGACUACUUCCGCUCCUUCGUCGCCGCCCUCAUGAAGGAUGAGGGACACGGCCGAGUCAAGAGGGAGCGUGACGAAGACGCCAUGGAGUUUUGA
This is a messenger RNA of Drechmeria coniospora, 1500 nucleotides long. Its product is annotated as DNA primase small subunit. The record is from RefSeq and is a predicted model, not a curated record. The transcript is spliced from 4 exons. Gene Ontology annotation, biological process: DNA replication, synthesis of primer. Gene Ontology annotation, cellular component: alpha DNA polymerase:primase complex. NCBI's taxonomy places the organism in Eukaryota, Fungi, Ascomycota, Sordariomycetes, Hypocreales, Ophiocordycipitaceae. The coding region runs from base 1 to 1500 and encodes 499 amino acids.